CUAUAAAAGCCGGAUGGACAUUGGGACUAUCAUCAAAAUUGCUCUACAUAUCCCAAGAUGCAGUUGUUUACUGCGAUUCUAGUGCUAAUCCUCGCCAGCUCUGUUCACGGUAGACCCACUUUCGGUAAGAUUGCGGAGCUUCUGUUCGGGGGCACAAAUCAUUAUCCGCCAGCAAGGCCAGUUGAGCCUCAGCCACAUCCUGGACCAGGUCCACUCAUCCAGGAGGGCUACGAGCAUGGCUACGACUAUCACUAUGGUGGAGGCUACGGCUACGGUGGCUACCAGCAGCCGCAUCCAGCUGGCUAUGGCUACUACCCACCACGUCCGGUUCCGUUAGGAGAUGACUACUAUCCACCACCUCGGCCAGUGCGUCCUUCACCUGGAUACUACUCUCAGCCGUCUCAUCCUGCCAGUGCCUACUAUCAGCAGAAGGAUCCGGAUCUCUAUGGAGUUGGACUUGGCUACAAGCAGCGGGGUUACUAGCGUUCAUUCGCCAGAUCCACCAGUCCCAUCCAAUCAUCUGCCGUCUCAUUUGUUUAUGUGUAAUUUAUUAAAAUUUCGUUAAUUUCCAACAA
This is a messenger RNA of Drosophila simulans, 575 nucleotides long. It is a transcript of the gene Srg1, whose product is annotated as protein lifeguard 1. Lineage: Eukaryota; Metazoa; Arthropoda; Insecta; Diptera; Drosophilidae. Bases 58 to 483 code for a protein of 141 amino acids. The transcript has a single exon. The record is from RefSeq and is a predicted model, not a curated record.